Molecule: messenger RNA, 1550 nt
Organism: Populus euphratica (Euphrates poplar)
Lineage: Eukaryota; Viridiplantae; Streptophyta; Magnoliopsida; Malpighiales; Salicaceae
Product: novel plant SNARE 11-like
Exons: 10
Coding region: 427-1215 (262 amino acids)
Biological process (GO): vesicle fusion
Cellular component (GO): ER to Golgi transport vesicle membrane; late endosome membrane; endoplasmic reticulum membrane
Molecular function (GO): SNAP receptor activity; SNARE binding
Source: RefSeq, a predicted model, not a curated record
AACAACAACAAAAUAAGUAACGGCACAGAGACAAAACUAAAAAAGAAAUACAGAGACUGUCUGUGUUGAGGUUUCUGAGAGAAACUGUGAAACCUUCGAUCUUGGUCUCCUUGUCGAUUUCAUUAUCUACAUUCUGACUAGGAUUCCAAAUUCCACGAAUUUGAAUUUUUAUCCUUUUUUUCAAUUCAAUUCAAGAUUCGUAGCUCACACAAUUUAGCUACCAAUUGCAAUCACAGGCAUUUGUGUAAAUAGAUUCGAGAUUCAUUUCAAUUUUUGAGUGCGGCAUUGUAUUGUUUCAGAGAGAUUAUUCUGCAUUUGUAAAUACUAUCGGAUUUGAUUGGAUUUCGAGCUCAUUUUCGUCAUUCGAGCUUGAUUCUUGAAUCAUUCUUUGCAUGUCUAUUGGGAAUUAUUGAAUUAUAGGCAGAGAUGGAUCCUUUAUCGUCCGUCAGUGAAGAGCUAGCGGAGAUCAAUGGGCAGGUCGCCGAUCUUUUUCGAGCUUUAUCAAAGGGAUUCCAGAAUUUGGAGAAGAUUAAGGAUGUCAAUAGACAGAGUAGGCAGUUGGAAGAACUUACGGGGAAGAUGCGGGAGUGUAAGAGGCUUAUCAAAGAGUUUGACAAAGAAGUGAAGGAUGUGGAGAGUAGAAAUGAUCUAGACACCAACAAAAUGUUGAAUGAGAAAAAGCAAUCAAUGGUCAAAGAGUUGAAUUCAUAUGUUGCUCUGAAAAAGCAAUACGCUACAAAUCUUGAAAACAACAAGAGAGUUGAUCUCUUUGACGGGCCUAAUGAAGAGUUACAUGACAACAAUGUGCUGCUAGCUUCGUCUAUGACAAACCAACAAAUAAUGGAUCAUGGAAAUCAGAUGAUGGAUGAGACUGAUCAGGCAAUUGAGAGGGGAAAAAAGGUUGUUCAAGACACCGUCAAUGUUGGAAGAGAAACUGCAGAGGCUCUUAAGGCUCAGACUGAACAAAUGAGUAGGAUUGUUAAUGAGCUCGACUCUAUCCAUUUCUCGAUCAAGAAAGCUUCUAAAAUGGUGAAGGAAAUUGGUAGGCAGGUUGCAACUGACAAGUGCAUUAUGGCAUUACUCUUCCUUGUUGUUAUUGGAGUCAUAGCAAUCAUUGUAGUGAAGCUGGUAAACCCAAAAAACAAGGACAUUCGGGAUAUUCCAGGUUUAGCCCCACCUGCACAGUCACGCAGAUUGCUUUGGAAUCCUAAUUAAGAAACAAGUUAGAAAUUGGGAUUGUCAGGAUCAAUUGCAAUCCAAUCAAUCUGGAUACUGCCUAGCUUUUGUUGAUGGUGGCAGCAGCCAGUGCUACAGAAUUGAUCCAGAGGAGUGUACCCAGUGUGUUUUCCAGAGGAGUUCAUAUCCUUAAAUAGCAAUCUCCGGAGAGUAAUCUACUGAAUAGCUUCAAUCGGAAGAUGUCUGCACAAAUAUCUUUGUUCACUGAGUGAAGGAAAAUUUAUCUUUACGCGAGAGGGGAACCUGUUUAUAUUUGAGAUUGUAAUGGUUCACAGAUCUGUAUAAUCACCCUUGCAUGAUUGUAGUUUCAUAAA